This is a messenger RNA of Pseudoliparis swirei, 2653 nucleotides long. RefSeq names its product signal sequence receptor, alpha (gene ssr1). The transcript is spliced from 10 exons. Lineage: Eukaryota; Metazoa; Chordata; Actinopteri; Perciformes; Liparidae. Bases 186 to 1106 code for a protein of 306 amino acids. The record is from RefSeq and is a predicted model, not a curated record. Gene Ontology annotation, cellular component: endoplasmic reticulum membrane; endoplasmic reticulum.
CUCAACGAGGCCUAACCACAACUAGGUAACUUACCGACGGAUAAACACACCGGAAGUAAAGUCGCCGAGGACAGAUUUAAGAGAGGGACAAUCAGAAAUCGUCCGUAUCUUUGUGCGCAUGCGUGGUAAACUGUCCCGGAAGCAGCCGUCCACGCUGAAUGAGAACGCGCUGAUUUGGCCCUAAAAUGAUGAAGUUCCUCCCUAAACUGCUGCUGCUCGCGCUGCUCGCCUUCCCGGCCACCAUCCUCAUGAAAGGGCCGAUGGCGAGCGCCCAGGACCUGACUGAGGACGAGGAGGCCGAGGCCGCGGACGAAGACGCCGCGGACGAAGACGCCGCGGACGAAGACGCCGUGGACGACGCGGCGGCCGAGGACGACGAGGCUGAGGUGGAGGACGACGAGAACGUGGAGCUGACGGAAGAAAAAGAAGACGAGGAGGAGGAAGCACUGGUGGGAGAGGUGAAGGCUUCCCCCAACGCCGACACCACCAUCCUCUUCGUCAAAGGAGACGACUUCCCCGCCAACAACAUCGUGAAGUUCCUGCUCGGCUUCAGCAACAAGGGCCCCGAGAACUUCGUGGUGGAGUCUCUGGACGCGUCGUUCCGUUACCCGCAGGACUACCAGUUCUACAUCCAGAACUUCACGGCGCUGCAGCUCGGCACCGAGGUCCCGGCCAGCCGGCAGGCCACCUUCGAGUACUCCUUCAUCCCCGCGGAGCCCAUGGGGGGGCGGCCCUUCGGCCUCGUCAUCAACCUCAACUACAAGGACGCCAAUGGAAACGUUUUCCAGGACGCCGUCUUCAACCAGACGGUCACGGUGACGGAGCGCGAGGACGGGCUGGACGGAGAGACGAUCUUCCUCUACGUCUUCCUCUCCGGUCUCAGUCUGCUGGUCGUCGUUGGCCUCCACCAGCUGAUGGAGUCCAGAAAGAGGAGACGUCCGGCCCAGAAGGUGGAGAUGGGAACGUCGAGCCACAACGACGUCGACCUGAGCUGGAUCCCUCAGGAGACCCUCAACCAGAUCAUGCAGAGUCGCAGAGACAAAGCGUCUCCCAAGAGAUCUCCUCGCAAGAGGAGUCAGAAGCGCUCGGUCGGCUCGGACGAGUGACGGGCGCCAUGACGCCUCGACGGCGAGUCUUCAUCACACCAGGAGGAGGAGGAGGAGUUAAAGGAGGAGGAGUUAGAAGAGGAGGAGUUGGAGGAUGAGGAGGAGUUGGAAGAUACUGAGAAACUUUAACCAGUGCCAAGGAGCAACGGCUGGCUCUACUUAAAGCUAAAGAACUGUUGAACACACACACAUCCACAUACACACACACAUUUACACACUCACAUACACACACGUUUGUCACACACACAUUUGUCACACACGUUUCUUUCACACAUUUCUUACACACACACACACACAUUUCUCUCACACACGCGUGCGGUGGUUCCUCGGGGAACCUGCUGGUCCUGAGGACGCAGCGUUGGGUUCAAGGUCGUGGCUCUUCUCUGAAGGUCGUGGCUCUUCUCUGAAGGUCGUGGUUCUUCUCUGAAGGUCGUGUCUCUUCUCUGAAGGCCGUGUCUCUUCUCUGAAGGUUGUGGCUCUUCUCUGAAGGUCGUGUCUCUUCUCUGAAGGCCGUGUCUCUUCUCUGAAGGUUGUGGCUCUUCUCUGAAGGUCGUGUCUCUUCUCUGAAGGUCGUGGUUCUUCUCUGAAGGUCGUGGCUCUUCUCUGAAGGUCGUGGUUCUUCUCUGAAGGUCGUGUCUCUUCUCUGAAGGUCGUGGUUCUUCUCUGAAGGCCGUGUCUCUUCUCUGAAGGUCGUGGUUCUUCUCUGAAGGUCGUGGUUCUUCUCUGAAGGUCGUGUCUCUUCUCUGAAGGUUGUGGUUCUUCUCUGAAGGCCGUGUCUCUUCUCUGAAGGUUGUGUCUCUUCUCUGAAGGUCGUGGUUCUGUUUGAAGUUGUUUUUAUUUGUCUGAUCAUGUGAUUGUUUUGUUUACUACAUUUACAUCUGGUUCCAGCCUCAUGUCCCGUUUCCUGUUCCUAUUGAUCAGAAACUGAACGUCUUCGUCUUUCACAACAACAACAACAACAAUGAAAUCGUCUACGUUUUGGACAAAACAAAUGUUUAGCUCCUCGUGGCCGAGGAUUGUGAUCGUUGUUUCUGGAGGACUUCUCCUUCUUCUUCUUUUCCUCCUUCUCCUCCUGUUUUUACUGCAUAGUGAUCGUAGCUUGAGGCUCAACCUGAGGUCCGUGGACAGGACGUGGGCAGAUGAGACUCUUUGACCCCGACGCCCCUGAACUCGGCCCUCGGGGUCAAAGGUCAGCUGACCGCGUGUCUGUUUCUCGAGCGGCGUGUCAAGAUCAGAACGCCGAUCGUUCUAGAGUCUUUUAUUGUAUUUUAUUUUAUUGUGAAUAAAGUUCAGCGUUGACUGACGGUGUAAAUACUGAGCGACGGGACCCAGCUAAUUUAUUUGAGUGACAGGUCGGGUGACGGAGGGAGGGGGCGGGGCUUUGUGCCUGUUUGUGUUUCGGUUCACCACUAGGGGGCGACGUGUGUUCUGGGGUUUCGUCCCGGUGCCGCGGCUCUUAAAGCCGCAGGAGGCCCCCGGUGCAUAGAAACGAGCUUCUACUUUUUAUUUGCUUUUAAAUGUGCAGGAAAUAAACUUUGAUGAUUUAC